AUGGAGAAAGAAGUGCCUGAAGUGCUAAUGGCUCCAAAGGAUGACAACAGCCCGAGGCAAGAAGGGAUUUGGGACCGUUGUACUGGGAUUGGUGGUGGCUGGCAGAGGACAAGGAGCUGCAUCCUGUGCAGCCUCUGCCUCUAUGGUCUGGUUGUCUUGCUGGAGCACCAUGGAGAGCAGAGCCAAGGACUGAGGAGAUGCCGCACAGCACAGCUUGCUAACAUCAAGAUGAGCUGCAAGCCUCUGAACUUGGCAAACCAGAGGCAGCAUCCCAGCUGUACAGCUGAGGCAUCAGGUCAGCCACCAGGCCAAUCAGAGCAGAUCAAACCAAACAAUAGAUUUGCCCCAUCAAAAGAGAAAUUUUACCACAGAACCAUUGUCCAGAACAACUGUUUCUACAGGGGACUAGUUGCCACUCAAAGCUGUAAACCUCUGAAUCUGGGCCAGAAAAGCAAGGCUCCCUUUGAAUACAUAACGAAUUACAGAAUGAAUUAUGUGCCACCUCCUCUGGUGAAACAUGAUGUACAUAAAAUUCAGAAAUAAAAGGUCAAUUAUGUUUCAUUUGAUGGCCUCACUACACACAGAUUUUCUUACCUGCGGUGGGCUGGUUAGCCAACCAGACUUCCAAAACCAUACCAGACAAAGCCAGUCCCUCUUCCUUUCUCCACUACAACUGAAUUUCAGGAAAAAUACAAAGCUUGACUACAGCCUCCUGUAUUCACCAGAAAAGCUGAUAUAUAUCUUCCUCCUCUGGAGAAAGUGGACCUUCACACCACUACUUGGACACACUGGAAGCACUCAAAUGAAAAGCCAGCCAAGUUGUGUCAAUCUUUGGCCCAGCUUAAUAAAAUUACUGAGCCAUUUAAUAGCUCUUCUAUAGUGAAGGAAGACUAUAAGCCUUGGCUAUGAAAUAGACUAAAACCUAUCACUCAUGCUUCAACUUUCCCAGCAAAACCAAUAGAUUUCUUGGCUAUGUUUUGGACCCAUCAUGGGCCUCAUUCUCUCACAGUAUGUACCUAUAAACCUGUCUGGUCAGGCUGAAAACAUUGCACUCCCCUAGAUGCUAAAACAACCCACACUCCCAGUUACACACCAAAGGGCUUUGUUAGAUGCCUGGCCCCUUACAAAGACCCCAUCUUUGAGAAAACUGAUGCUGACAGCUUGAUUUUGUUUGGAAUUCCCUUUUUGUCCCCUCUGAUCAUGGGGUGGGAAUCCUACAUGGACACAGAUAAAAGACGAAAGGUGCUCUUCUCCUCGGGACUAAAUCCUGUUUAUUAUCAGGAGCCACUUCAGAUCCAGGCAACACCUCAGGGGGUAACAGAGGCCGAGGCGUUUGAUUGA
Vidua macroura (Pin-tailed whydah) is the source of this 1341-nucleotide messenger RNA. RefSeq names its product stabilizer of axonemal microtubules 1 (gene SAXO1). Gene Ontology annotation, biological process: microtubule anchoring. Gene Ontology annotation, molecular function: microtubule binding. NCBI's taxonomy places the organism in Eukaryota, Metazoa, Chordata, Aves, Passeriformes, Viduidae. The record is from RefSeq and is a predicted model, not a curated record. Gene Ontology annotation, cellular component: centriole; cytoskeleton; sperm flagellum.